CGGAUCGCGUUUUCUAUGCGAUGGGCGAGGAGCCUCCGGGCGAGCAGCGCGUCCUCGCCCCGAGAGAUGAAGUCCCCCGACAGGCGCGGCCAAGGACACCCGCGCCGACGACGGAGGCUUUCCGAUGGCACUGGGGGGCCUUCCCUGAUCUUUUCCUCCUUUCAGCGAACUUCAACCAUACCCAGUGCUUUUCCUUGCAUGUUGGGGCCAAGCCCCGACUCCCUUUUCUUCUCCUAAAAUUCAUUUUCCUCCAUUUCCUAUCCUUCCCCUAUCCCCUUUCUUCCUUCCCACUCCUUUCCAAACUUGCGAGCUUCCUUUCGUGGUCACGGCAGGGGCGCAGUGACCCACGUCAUAGACGCCCCCCCCCCCCCCCGCCUGGACUCGGUGAUGGCGAGGCGGACCACUCAGCUGCCGUCAGUGUGUCCGACAGCCUCCUGCCGGCAAGUCAAGAGUGUGGAUCCUACGCAUUAGGCGUCCAGAGUCAGCCAUGGCCACGAGUCUCAAGGUCUCCCUGUGCGUCCUCCUGGCGACGGCGGUGCUGGCGGCGAGCCCGGAGGUCGUGGAAGGAUCUCCGUUCGGCGUCCCGAAGGGCUUCGUCAUCGGUCCUGUCACAGAGCCCAACCCCUUAAUUCCAGUCACCAUCGUCGGCGCCCCUUGCCGGUGUCCCCCAUCCCAAUACCCGGUGUCAAAGGUGCCGUGUCGUUGUGUACCGAAGUGGGGUUCACCGAUAAUCUAAGGCCCAGUCGCUCGAGGCACGCAGAAGACGUGUUGAAAUUCUGCUUCUACUGUGAGAAGUUCUACAUUUAGUUGACACUCAAGUCUAUGAGAUUAUUCAUUUUCUGAUUCUAUGACUGUGUGUUUCUGUGAAAUAAGGACAGAGUGGGUGUUUCCCGAUGCAUUUUGGAAUCACUGACUAAGUCCUAAUAAUCACUCGACCGCAUUCACAACUUCUGUGCUUGGUCACUUCCUUUCAAGAGAUCCAUUUUAGCAACCGUCCUAUCUUGCAUUUACAGUUAUACAAUACCCGGAGUCAACUAGACCAAAGGCACAACUUCCCAGUGGUGGAAACAAGGACAUUAAACAAGGCUGUUAGGCAGAGCUGUCGCGACAACCGCCUCUGAAUGACUGGAGGCCCUGUGCUUGGCUCAGCGUUCGAGGUGUGAUUGUUUUCUUUUGUAAGCUUAUUUUAGUGCGCAUUCAGCAACUUUCUUUUUAUUUCAUUAUUGUCCACAGAAUUGCCAAAAUGCAUUUGCGAGUGGGGCUGCGGGACGUCAUAAUAUUAUAUCUGUCAUUUCGUCUCGACAAGCGUUCCAUGCCAUUAUAAAGCAACCCUCAGAAAAUACUUUUUCACCACAGAAGCUAAUGGAAGUUUGUUACAUUUGUCAUUACUGUGUGGGUCACAAUCCAAAGCAAUUUUGUUUAUAUAUGUGAUGUAUUGAAUGCAAGAAAAGUAAACAAUAUAUUCUAUAUAUCUGCCUAUGAUAUCAAAUAAACAGUUAUGCUGUCAUUUCUGGUAUCUAUCAUAUACCGACUCGGACGCCAUGCCCCACCGGCCAGACGCCAUAACCGUUAUACCAAGGUCUAUAUAACUACUUAUAUAGACCUUGGCAAUGGCUACGUCAUAGGGCACUGGGUCCUGCUGCACCGACGGCCCAGCUGCAAGGAUGGCUGCCCCGCGAGCCGUGAAGACUGCACUGCGUCUGCGAUGGCUAUCCUACGUAUUAUUUUAUAUCUGAAUGGGGUAGCCUUGCGAACUCGUGUAUUUAUUCAUUCACUGGACUGGAUUUCCACUGAAGGAGUUGGCCAUUAUUUUUAUAUGAAAUAAUGUCAAAGAUGAAGGCAUAAUAUGCCGUGAAAAUUUGGCAGUGUAUGCUCGCAAUAAGUAAAAUUGUUUCUAGA
This is a messenger RNA of Penaeus vannamei (Pacific white shrimp), 1899 nucleotides long. The record is from RefSeq and is a predicted model, not a curated record. NCBI's taxonomy places the organism in Eukaryota, Metazoa, Arthropoda, Malacostraca, Decapoda, Penaeidae.